AUGCAGCUCCAGCACGUCCUUCCUGUCGUGCUCUUCGCAGCCUCAGCUCUAGCGGCAACCUUCAACGGCUUCUCCGACACCGCCUGCCAGCAAUGCGACGGCACGUAUAUUCCCGUUACGGCAGCCCAGCUCCAGGAUCUCGUUGUUCAGGAAUGGCCGACCACGGAAGCGGUGCCAGAAGCAUCGUGCGCUCUCACUGCGCCUGAUGACAAAAAGAAAUGUCCCUCCAAUGAAGAUGAUACGUACAAAUGGGUGAGUCUUGCUGUUUCUUCUAACCCGUUCCUUCUUUCCUAA
Molecule: messenger RNA, 294 nt
Organism: Alternaria atra
Lineage: Eukaryota; Fungi; Ascomycota; Dothideomycetes; Pleosporales; Pleosporaceae
Exons: 1
Coding region: 1-294 (97 amino acids)
Source: RefSeq, a predicted model, not a curated record